AUGGCCUUUCCCCAGCUGCCCUCUUACAUGUCGGGCCCUUCACAAGACAAUGCCUCCUCCCAGGUCAGCCUUGAUUCCAUCACCCUCGGCCAGCUCAAGGCCAUGGUCGGCUCCGCUCCAAAACCAAAGGCACGUGUCUCCACUCUCGUCCAGUCCUAUUACGACUUCAAAUAUGACGACGAGGACACCGUUCUCAACGAAAUCGAGGAGUUCUAUUCGUAUGUCGAAAUGCCCCAGGUCGCGGAGAACCUCAAGGCCUGGGAAGGCUCAUUCCCUGGAGGCAAGCGCGCACGUUCUUACUCUUCCUUUUGUCUGACUCAUUACAUAGUCUGGAUCGAAAGCUCUUCGGCGCAGCGGAGGGCUCACGUGGAGGUACUCCUAGAAAGCCUGGAGCAUCGCGACGCCGAGAUCCGGUUCACCAACGCUCGCAGGCUGCUUUACGUUUUACAAGGCACCUUUGCGGAGACAACAUCUCCGGAACACCAACUCCAUUGGAUUUUUGAGAAUUGUAAAGUCGCUCGUUCCGCUAACGGACUAAGUAACAUUGUUGAGGCCAUCAAAAUUGCGAGUUCGAAGCACGAUCUACUAUGCGGCCUGUCUGACACUGACGCUGCUCGAUUCAACAUUUCUGCCCAGGAAAAAGCAGACUUCAUGGAAGAGGUUACCACAGAACUCUCUGUCUAUCUGGGCAUGUUGUACCACAUGGUAGAGGUAUUCAAAGGCCAUGAUGACUUUGCCGACGAACUGAUGAGUCUUGAGCCCCCGUUGCCGGUGUAUCUAUUCAACACAGUUGCCGGCCUGCGGGACAAGAGCGCCAAGGGAUAUCCCGUCAAAAAGCUACUCCUCGUGCUCUGGAAGACACUUCUAACCUGUUGUGGUGGCAUACGUGAGCUAACACGCUCUAAGCAGCUCUCACGAGAGAUUUCUGGCCUCCCGCCUAUUCCAGACGAAGCGGUUCCGAUCAAGGCUUCACCCCUCGAUAUAGAGGCCUUUCGCCAGGAGAUAUCCGUGAAAUAUCCGACAUUCACCCCACCGCCUGCACCGGUUCCCGUCGCUCCUCCCGCUGCCGCUGCUGUCAUCACAUCUAAGCUCGCACAAGCGUACUCGCCUAUCCCAAUUCGUCAUCAUUAUGAUCAUGAUGACAAUGAAUCGCAGCAGUCAAACAUGGGAUCCACUGCGCAACACCCAUUCUUCCCGAUGCAGCAGUCGAACUCUUUCCGGCCGAUGCCCCAAGCAGCUACACCAGCUCCAUCGCCCCCACCCUCCCCUAAACCCAAGAAGCAGCAGUUCCAGACUGAUCAAAAUCGACCAUUCCUGUUCCCGUUCUCACGUAGCCAGGCACGGUAUAAUAGUUCACGGCUGGUCCCGUUCGCGAUCGAUGAGGCAGACAAACUGUAUACGAAGCAUAUGUACGUAAGCAUGUCGCUGUGGCAGAUGUGGAAGACAAGAGAAGAGUGCAUGACCACAGAAAGCGGCCUCGAACGCAUGCCCGGGUCAAAUCCACUUCUGGAGCCGAAAUUGGCGCCAACUGUGUCGCCAGAAGAUGAAACAUCGGAUAUCCUACCAGACAUUGCACGGCUCGACGCCAAAAUUGCAGAAGCAGAACUAGAAAUGGAAAAUGCUGAGUCUAGUAGUGAGAAGCGGAGGGCGCAAGAGAGGAGAGAAGACUUAAUGCGACUAAAGAGAGUAGAGCAAAUUUAUAGUUCUGUGCUUCCAGUGCUUCAGGGCUGGGUUUUGGUUUUACUCAAAUUACUUUUGGCCACCGUCUCGGCUUCUACUGGUUUACCUCCCUCAUCUGCCGCAUCUGCCGGAUUUCCUCCCGGGGUGACGUCGCCUCUUGACCAGCCCCCCGCACCACCGCCUACGUUGGAUGAGAUUGACGUUACCCGGCAUCGAGAGAUCACGUCAAAGGCAGUAUCAGCGAUUUUACUUCUGACGCUCAAAUGGUUCAAGGUCUCUCAUGUUAUGAAAUUUCACCACCUAGGGCAGCAUUUACUGGACACCAAUUGCUUAUUAUUGAUCUUGAAGAUGUUUGGCCUCCAAGAGGUCUCUACGACGGUUGUAUCGAAGGCAGACUCACCCGAAAAUAAUUUCUUCCGGUAUUGUCAAACCCACUUCUCGAAGAACCCUCACGCUGUAAGGCCAGAAGACAGCAUGCUCAAAGCUCCCCGCCAAACUGUCACGCGUGUCACAAUUCUUCCUAAUGGGCUCAAGCACGAGGAGGAAGUUGACUUAUUGACUGACUUCUCGUGGCGGAAUUUCUUCUCCGUAAUCAAUUUUGCGAAGAUCAUGCAGAAACUCUCCAAGCAUCGAUCUCAUCGUAUCAGGAUGUUAGUGCAGUACAAGAGCUCUGCUGUAUUGAAGCGGAUCCUCAAAGUACAGCAUCCAAUGCUCCAGCUGCAUGUCCUGAAACUCAUCAAAAGUCAAGCGCAAGAGCAAGCACUUCGGCACCUUGUCAAAUUCUACAACACGAAACGGUACGGUGCCGCGGUUGCACAUCAAGCCAGUGCGCAUAGGCGCGCUGCAAGCAUCUCCAAUCAUUUAGAAGGCCUUCACCCUGGUCCGGAAUUGUCAGGCUUGAUACGUCCCGUCGGGACACCCAACACGAUUGAGGCUGAUGUGUUCCCGCCGCUACGAGCACAAGCGCCGGACCCGUCCAUUUUCUUGCCUUAUAUCACAGAAGAUAUCGCCUUUGAGGAGGAGUACGAGGAGUACUUGUCGGACCUCGGCUGGUCGGAUGAUCAGCCAUCUUCCCAAGGACCACUGUUCUCUGGCACGUCCGCCUGGCAUAGAUUGCCUGAAUACGCAACAGACAUCGCAGACGGUAUCAGCGAUAGCGAGAGCAUCGUGUCUAUCGGUGAGUUGGGAGAUGAAGCUCGUUUAGACGUCGGUAGGGACGACCGGGACGUUCCUGACGAGAAUCUCAACAAUUGGGAGCACAUGAGCCCCAAGACCAUGGCGGCGCUCACGAAGUCGCCUGCGCGUGGACGUCGUUCUAGUUCGGGCAGCGGUGGUCUCCGACCCGUCCUUCCGUUCGAACUCGAUGCAAGCAGCGCAGUUGCUGAUGAUGAUGACGAGGAGGAGCCAGAAUUUGGGCCCAUGCCGCGGGAAGCAUCUGGACCAUUCCAGGCCGGCGCAGGCGUGGAUGAAGUUGAAUAUGCUUAUGGGUAA
Molecule: messenger RNA, 3171 nt
Organism: Fibroporia radiculosa
Lineage: Eukaryota; Fungi; Basidiomycota; Agaricomycetes; Polyporales; Fibroporiaceae
Exons: 16
Coding region: 1-3171 (1056 amino acids)
Biological process (GO): cytoskeleton organization
Cellular component (GO): cytosol
Source: RefSeq, a predicted model, not a curated record